Messenger RNA from Lathyrus oleraceus (garden pea), 802 nucleotides. RefSeq lists its product as uncharacterized. The record is from RefSeq and is a predicted model, not a curated record. The transcript has a single exon. The annotation marks the transcript as partial. Lineage: Eukaryota; Viridiplantae; Streptophyta; Magnoliopsida; Fabales; Fabaceae.
AUGGCAGAUCAAGAGCAUGAAUUGGAGCGAGUGAGCUCAGAGCUCGAAGACCUGCGUGGAAACAUGGGGCAGGUCAUGGAGAUAUUACAGGUCAUCAGGGCAAAGCUAGACACCCAAACCACGGUUGUUUCUGAAAUCGCAGGUCCAACGAUUGAACCCCAACCUGCGCGGGCGGUACCAACAACCUGGCCCACCUAUGGUUUACCUCCUGGUUUCACUCCUGCAGUUGAAGGUGCCCCUGGUUUUGCACCAUCUGCUCAGCAGACAGCUCCUUUACCGACCAUCAAUGAAAACCAUCCGGUGGUUCACACGUUCGCACCUCCUCUCGUUCGUGCACACGUGCAACCCUACUUUGAGGACCAACAACACGCCCCAGACUUUUCAGAUGAAGAUGAGGAAAGGCAGGAGGACCUAAGAGGGAUGAAGGAGAACUACCAGCUGCUUGAGAAGAGAUUGAGGGCUAUGGAAGGUGACCAAGUUUUUGGUGCUACAGCUAAGGAGAUGUGCCUGGUGUCCGGUCUUGUGAUCCCAGCAAAGUUCAGGACCCCAGAUUUCGAUAAGUAUGAGGGCCACUCGUGUCCUAAGAGUCACCUCAUUAUGUACUAUCGAAAAAUGGCUGCGCAUGUAGAGGAUGACAAGCUCAUGAUACAUUGCUUCCAGGAUAGCCUGAGGGGUGCUCCCUCCAAGUGGUACCUAAGCCUGGAUCAGAGUAGGAUUCGGUGUUUCCAGGACUUAUCUGAUGCCUUCAUCCAACACUACAAGUAUAACAUGGAUAUGGCCCCCGAUAGGAGACAACUACUCA